This is a messenger RNA of Diaporthe amygdali, 1809 nucleotides long. RefSeq lists its product as uncharacterized. Gene Ontology annotation, molecular function: phosphatidylinositol-3-phosphate binding. Gene Ontology annotation, biological process: intracellular protein transport; retrograde transport, endosome to Golgi. The transcript has 3 exons. Gene Ontology annotation, cellular component: retromer, tubulation complex; endosome; retromer complex. The coding region runs from base 1 to 1809 and encodes 602 amino acids. The record is from RefSeq and is a predicted model, not a curated record. NCBI's taxonomy places the organism in Eukaryota, Fungi, Ascomycota, Sordariomycetes, Diaporthales, Diaporthaceae.
AUGGAUUACAGCGCCUCCGUUCACGAUGCCGAUCAUCCGACAGGCGCUUCGCCCUGGGGCAAUUCCCCAGCGCCCUCCCCUCACGCCCACCGAACAACCUUUGGCGAUGUAGCCGGCGAACCCCCAGCGUCGCCACCCCAUUUUGACUCAGGCGUCCCAAGCAACGGUUUCGCCGCAGAUCACGAAGAAGAGGAGGGCUUUGGGCCAUCAGACCAUGGUUUCGGCAGACCAGCUACCGGCAGCACCAUUUCUGACAGUGACACACAAGCGCCCCCAACAGACACAGCAUCCGGGGAGGCAGCGUUCGGACAGCAGCAUGCAAAUACCUCUCCUUCGCAGCCAAAUGAUCCCAAUCGGCUGUCUGGGGAUACUGCGCGUGCUAGUCAGGAGCAGCCUCAGAUUCGGAAGCCUACGCAGCCGUUGUACAAGCUCCAAGCCAAGAUCACUGGCCUCGAACGCGCCGCGCGAAAAGACCCUAUUCUAAGAUUCGACGUUCACACCAACCUCCCAAAGUUCCGAACAACCCAAUUCCGAGAUGUCAGACGCCUGCACUCAGAGUUUGUUAAGCUUGCCGAGUACCUUAUAUCUGCGAAUCCCGAAGCGAUCGUUCCGGCUGUCCCACCACCUCUGACAUCUGCCGGCGCUGGGACGGACGAGGACGAGAUCAGGGUUAAAGCACUCAUGCAACGAUGGUUCAACUAUGUCUGCAGUAACGAGGUACUCGCGAGGGACGACGAGAUGGUUCUCUUUGUUGAAAGUGACUUUGGCUACAGCCCGAUGGUAAAGAAAAAGCAGCCUGCCACUGGUGUGCGACGCAAACUGUUGAAGCAGUUCGCGCCACCUCCAGAUGACACUCCUGAUCUGUCCGAGGCUCGGCCAAUAGUGAAACUAUUUUACCUGGGAUCCAUGGAUGCGGGCCACAAGGUCGACAGGCUGGUUAAAUCCCGUCGUGGGCUCGGUCUUGGACAAUCCGAGUUUGGUGUCAGGCUUGGAAGUAUGCAUGUACAGGAACCACACCAGGGCCUGGCCAACGCAUAUCGCAAACUUGGGAAAAUCGUUCAGACGGUCGGUGACUCGCAGCAAGCACAGGCUACUGCAGAGGCGUUCACCAUCGGGGAUCCCCUGCAGUAUCACUCUUCGGACGCCUUCAUCGUCAAGGAAACCUUGACGAACCGCCAACUUCUCAUUCGCGAGUUCCUGCAGGCGCAAGAGAAUACACGCAGCAAGCUCAAUGCCGCGGAUCGUCUGAAGGCCAGCUCGAAUGUCCGCCGGGAAAAGGUAGACGAAGCAAUCUCCCUGUUAGAGGACGCGAAACAGAAUGAGGCCUAUCUUUAUCAAAAGACCAGGCGUGUGACACAGAACUUGGUUCAAGAACGCCACAGGUGGUUCACGAGAACCGCCGCCGACCUGCGUGCCAGCAUCCGCGAGUUUGUCUGCAAGGAGAUUGAGGCCGAGCGCAGGACUUUGGCCAUGCUCGAAAACGUACGACCUGACGUACGUGCCAUUGACGCGUCUGGUGGUUUGAGUAGGCUGGGUCGUGAAGCACACCCGGUAGUGCGUCGAACCAGCAUGGCUUCAAGCCAGGGUCCGAAGGGGGAUGCAUGGAGCGGCGUACCGCGACGAACUGGCGACCCAAUGGGAAGGAGCGUAUCCGCCAGCUUUAUGUCCAACGUCGCUGAGGAGGGAGACGGUGAGGAGGAGAGUGCGAAAUCUCCGGCCGGCGGCUUAGCCGAACAGAAUGACGAGGAUGACGAAGACAGAGUGGAUGCCCGCAACGCGGCGAGCCGGCUGGCUACGAGCACCUUCUAA